Molecule: messenger RNA, 558 nt
Organism: Closterium sp. Yama58-4
Lineage: Eukaryota; Viridiplantae; Streptophyta; Zygnematophyceae; Desmidiales; Closteriaceae
Source: the annotation of a GenBank genome assembly
AUGGCGCAAGGGGCAAGUGCAAGAUUGACGAGAUUGAAGGGAGCCCACCUCCUCCUCACCCACCCCCCAUCCACCCAACCGUCUCCAACCCCCCACCCUUAUUCUCACCCCUCUCCUGCCCAGUCCCAGCGGAGCGUCCGUGCGUGUGAGCUGGUGCGAGUGAGUGCGGGGCGGGAGGAAACAGCAGGAGGGGUGGCGCAGCAGGUGUUGCGAGAUCAGGGAGUGGCGCUGGCAGCAGGGGGGACUGCAUCGCUGGUGUUCAAUGGGGUGGAGCUGGAUGAACGCUCCACUCUGGAUCAGUGCGGCAUUCGAUCUGCUUCCGGGCGAGAGAGCUGGGUGCCUCGAUUUCUUUUCCCCAACGCGUGGCACAUGCAGUCCGUGCCAAGAAAGCCGCCAGUCAAGGUGACCGACCCCACAUGGCCAGUGGCAAGGCACGGAGCACCACCGCAGCCACUGCCGUCCUCAGUGCUCUCGCUCCUCACUCUUCCGUUUGACUCCGUCCCUGUCUGGGCACUCUUCCUCUGUCUCUUUGUUGCUGGCCUCUGUGCUGCUCGAUGA